Eubalaena glacialis (North Atlantic right whale) is the source of this 1115-nucleotide messenger RNA. It is a transcript of the gene C1QTNF7, whose product is annotated as C1q and TNF related 7. The transcript is spliced from 3 exons. Gene Ontology annotation, molecular function: protein binding. The coding region runs from base 35 to 904 and encodes 289 amino acids. NCBI's taxonomy places the organism in Eukaryota, Metazoa, Chordata, Mammalia, Artiodactyla, Balaenidae. The record is from RefSeq and is a predicted model, not a curated record.
AGCUGUUGGAAGGUCUUGCAAGCGAUAGCCAAAGAUGUUUGUCUUGCUCUAUGUUACAAGUUUUGCCAUUUGUGCGAGUGGACAACCUCGGGGUAAUCAGUUCAAAGGAGACAGCUACUCCCCAAGAUAUAUCUGUAGCAUUCCUGGCUUACCUGGACCUCCAGGCCCCCCUGGAGCAAAUGGCUCCCCUGGGCCCCAUGGUCGGAUCGGCCUUCCAGGACGAGAUGGUAGAGACGGCAGGAAAGGAGAGAAAGGUGAAAAAGGGGCUGCAGGUUUGAGAGGUAAGACUGGACCACUGGGCCUUGCUGGAGAGAAAGGGGACCAAGGAGAGACUGGGAAGAAAGGACCCAUGGGACCUGAGGGAGAGAAAGGAGAAGUAGGUCCUGUUGGGCCUCCUGGACCAAAGGGAGACAGAGGAGAGCAAGGGGACUCAGGGCUGCCUGGUGUUUGUAGAUGUGGAAGCAUCGUGCUCAAAUCUGCCUUUUCUGUUGGCAUCACAACCAGCUACCCAGAAGAAAGGUUACCAAUUAUAUUUAACAAGGUCCUCUUCAAUGAGGGAGAGCACUACAACCCUGCAACAGGGAAGUUCAUCUGUGCUUUCCCAGGGAUCUAUUACUUUUCUUAUGAUAUCACAUUGGCAAAUAAGCAUCUGGCAAUUGGGCUGGUACACAAUGGGCAGUACCGGAUAAAGACCUUUGACGCCAACACAGGAAACCAUGACGUGGCUUCAGGGUCCACAGUCAUCUAUCUGCAGCCAGAAGAUGAAGUCUGGCUGGAGAUCUUCUUCACUGACCAGAAUGGCCUCUUCUCAGACCCAGGUUGGGCAGACAGCUUGUUCUCUGGAUUUCUCCUAUAUGUUGACACAGAUUAUCUAGAUUCCAUAUCAGAAGAUGACGAGCUCUGAUGAGGACUGCUGGUCUGAAUGUCCCAAGAUCCUUGUGGCAGACACAUUGAUUUAAUCUGGGGCCCUGGAAGGUGGGACAAGCAGAAAUGAGAUCCAAAAAGACACCCACUCAUAUUCCAGAGAAUUUACAGACAGUUCUAGCAGAAUUUAUUAAAACAGGUUGAACCACCAAACCAUUGAAACCACACCAAAAUGAAUUCUAUAAAACAAU